Messenger RNA from Egretta garzetta (little egret), 795 nucleotides. RefSeq names its product latexin (gene LXN). Gene Ontology annotation, molecular function: metalloendopeptidase inhibitor activity. The transcript is spliced from 6 exons. NCBI's taxonomy places the organism in Eukaryota, Metazoa, Chordata, Aves, Pelecaniformes, Ardeidae. The coding region runs from base 1 to 558 and encodes 185 amino acids. The record is from RefSeq and is a predicted model, not a curated record.
AUGGCGCCGCUGCAGCGUUGCACUGACAUCGAUGAUGUCGGGCAUAAGUACCAUCUGGAAUUGGUGUUAGAAGACAUCCUUGACAAAGACAGUACUGUUAACUGCACUGCUGAGGUUCUUUAUCAUCUGGGCAACAAAAACAUUGCUCCAGAUGUGCAAUUCACAAUUGAAGGAGAACUUAAGAACACAGAUGAAGCAGAUAACAUAUUCUACAAUCGAAUCAAGAGCCUGGAAAAAGAGCUUGUGGCAGAAAACAUACCAGACAGCCAUGGCAACGUGUCCCCAGAAAUGGAGCCCAUCCAUCUGCUAGCGUGGGUCGCCUCUGGCUAUGUCAUAUGGCAGAACUCAACCGAAAACACCAAGUUCCAACUUGCCCAAAUUAAACAUGUGAAGCAAGUGAAAAGAAGUGAUGAGUAUCUUGAAUUUGACUACUUGAUUCUACUUCACGAAAUGGUGUCUCAGGAGAUCAUUCCCUGGCAAAUGACAGUUCUCUGGCACCCACAGCAUGGCGUUCAAGUAACACAGGACAGCCGUCAGCCAAAACAUGCAUCGGAGUAACAGGUCACCUGAUAUUGCAAUGGAAGGAGCUGAAAUGCUCCAGUAAGCGUUUGAAGGGAGGGCAGAUAAGUUGAUGAGGGUGGAUAUGCAAUCAAGGUACAAAGAAAAAAGUCCUUCCUCAAUUAAACUUUUCCUAUGCAUUGAGCUUUGAUCUGAUAAUCCAGAAGGCACUUUGCCUGCUACGUAACCAAAUUCUGCAUCAAAAUAAAUUUUAAAAACUUCUGUUGCCAGAAUGGA